Molecule: messenger RNA, 1408 nt
Organism: Paramecium sonneborni
Lineage: Eukaryota; Ciliophora; Oligohymenophorea; Peniculida; Parameciidae
Source: the annotation of a GenBank genome assembly
AAUAAAUUAGGAAUGCAAUAAAAGAGAAAUAAGGAAUAGUUGAGAUAUGAGUUGUAAUAGUAAUUAUUUCCAAAGAUGUAAAAGAAGAUAGAAUAUUCAAAAGUGAAACCAAAAAGGUAUUUAUUGAACUUUAAUAAAAAUAAGGGCAAUAAGAAUUGAAGAUAACAAUAAUAGAGUUAUUAAAGCAUCUCUUUAAAUUGAACCUAUUGAGUUUAAUUUUUAAACAAAAUAUAGAUUAGGAGAGAGAAUAGGAUAAGGUGCUCAUGGAUUAGUGAAAUAAGCUAUAAAAGAAGAUACAGGAGAGAUUGUGGCAGUCAAGAUUUCUAGUAGUGGAGAUCCUGAAUUAGUUAAAACAUUUACUGAAGCAUACAAAAAUACAAGAAUGUUAGAUCAUUAAUACAUAAUUAAAGUUUAUGAAUGUUUUAUUGAUGAAUAAUCAGAAACUCUAUUUUUAGUAAUGGAAUAUUCAAAUCUACGUUCAUUAGAAGAAGUAUUACGCAAUUCUAAAUUAACGUAUUUGUAUAUACGUCAAUUAGAGAAGAAUAAACCAAGAUUUUAAUUAGAAACUUUCUGUUUGCAUUGUAACAUAUUCAUGAAAGAGGAGUUGCACAUAGAGAUCUCAAACCAGAUAAUAUAUUAAUUGAUUAAAAUUCAUUAGCUAUUAAAAUUAUAGAUUUUGGAGUUAGUAGAAGAUUUAAAAAAUAUAAUGGUAGAGAAUUCAUUGAUGUGGAUAUGUGGACAAGAACUGGGAAUAUAUAUUAUACAGCUCCUGAAAUUCUUAUUGGAGGUGGUUACAAUGAAAAAGUAGAUCUUUGGUCUUUAGGUGUAUGCUUAUAUCGUAUAUUGUCUGGAAGCUUUCCUUUCUUUAAGGAUACUGUCUUAGGAACAACUAAAAUGAUUUUAAAAGGAAAAUUUAAAAUGCAUGAUAGCAUUUCAAUAUUACCUUGUGAUUUCAUUAAGAGACUUCUUAAUCCUAAUCCCUAUAAAAGAUUAUCUGCCAAAUGUAUUUUUAGAGAUUCACUUCUUAGUGGCCUUGCAGCAUCCUUGGUUGUAUCAUCAACAAAUUGAUCCACUCUUUUUAAAUCAUCAAACUAAUUAUAGAACUAGUGAUGAUAUUAAGGACUUUAAUUAAAAUGAAAACAAAAAUUCUUAUUAUAGUAGAAAUUUACAUAUGAGAAGUAACACAUUGACUAAAAGUCCUAUUACUCUACAUGAUCGCCAUAUUUCACCUAAAUCACCACUUGAAAUCUUAUAAAAGGAUAUUGAUGGUGAAAUCUAACAAUCGCCUUUAAUUAAAUUGAAAAAAAUUCAAAAUUAAACAAACAAAGAGAUCAAUAUUAUAAAAAGAAAUAAUUAAUAUGAUUAAGGCUUUUUUAGAUUUUAGAUGAUCAAUAAAAAUGGAAAUUGA